Hyaloperonospora brassicae is the source of this 1461-nucleotide messenger RNA. The record is from the annotation of a GenBank genome assembly. NCBI's taxonomy places the organism in Eukaryota, Oomycota, Peronosporomycetes, Peronosporales, Peronosporaceae.
AUGGCGCAGUUGUCGCUCCUGGCGGCGCUGUGGGUCCUGCCGUCGUGCGACGUGGGCCUUGCCGCAAGCAGCUGGCUGCUCUUCUUCCUCUUCGCUCGCUUCUUCUUCUCCUCGUGGCUCUUCCGUGACUAUGCCGUGCGCAGCGCCGCCACGCCACUGCUCUUUGCAGCGUCCCUGACGUUCUCGCUCAGCAUCUUCCAGAUGGUCCUCUUCGAAGUCACGGACGUGAUGGGCGUCGCCAGUCGCCAGUGGAUCUGGCGCGUUGAUCUCAUUGCAAUGACGUAUCUCGUGGUGCUCAUCCUGCCGCUCUCGCUCUUUUAUGCGCUCGCGAGAGAGUACGGCGCGGCUAGGAGACAAGCAGCUGCAAGUGCGAGUGCGACGCUGUUGCUGUAUCUGUAUGGCUUUUGGAAACUGGGUCGAGUCCUGGAACAAGAUCUGCCGCAUCAGUCAGUUGAAGCGUUGUUCUCCAUUCGAAACUUUGUGAGUCGCGUGAGUCUACUUGGUGUCGUGUUCAUGGCGCUCUUGUCGGGCUUUGGGGCCGUCAACUGCCCGUACGAGUACAUGACUUUCUUCUGGCGUCGAGUGGCAGAAGAAGAUAUUGAGUUUCUCGAAAAGCGGCUGCGGCAUAAUCUGGAUAUCCUGAUCGUCAAGAAGAAGCGGCUGAUACUGGAAUUGAGAGCGUCGGGGAGGAGACAAGACGAUGCUCUGGCAAGUGGAGGCAAGACUGACUCGUUCAUUUCGUGGACACUGAGGUUGUUUGCGUCCAGAAAAGACGACACGACGUACAUUAAAGGGCUGGAGGCAGAGAUCUUGACGCUCGAGAGUCUGGGACGUGAGCUGUUCUUGGAAGUAAAUGACCUCCGAGACGCGCAGGCAAGAUCGCUGCGCGCUCGCACGUUGCGGGGUCGAGUGUUCAACUGUUUUGGCUACGCGAUGUCUGCCUUUUGUGUGUACAAGAUGUUGAUGAGCACGAUAAAUGUGGUCUUUCAUCGAAAUCGCGACAAGGAUCCGAUCACUGACGUUGUCGAGAAGCUGCUGUAUAUUUGGCCGUCACUGGCGGAGCAGCUGAAUAUCCGCUUCGUGUCGGAGGUGGCUUCGCUUGGCUUCGUCGGUAUUCUUGUCUUCACCCAGACACGAGGCUUCUUGGUGACGCUACUGAAGUUUUUUCGCACCUAUUCAAGCACCGUGUCAUCGAACAGCGUCGUACUCUGGCUAGCACACCUCAUGGGAAUGUAUUUCGUCUCCUCGUUUGUCCUCAUGCGAAUGAAUCUCAGCCCGCUGCACCGUCAGCGAAUCGACGAAGUGCUUGGCGAAAUCGAGUUCAACGUCUUUCAUCGGUAUUUCGACAUGAUGUUUGUCGUAAGUGCUUCCUGCAGCCUCGGCGUGCUAGCGCUGACCAAGUUUUCCAAGGCCUCACGCACGGCCGUUAAUGACUACGGCGUGCACGACAAGUUUCCGUGA